AUGGAUGCUGGUGUGACGUUCAGAUCAGUGCAGCUUCCAUUCCAUCCAGCACAGGCCAUUCAGUUCCACUACCAGGACCCAAAAUACAUUGUGGUCAUCAGCAUUGAUGAUGGGCUAUGGCUCUCACAAGACUUUGGGAACAGUUGGUCUGAAGUUCACAAAGGAGUUCACACGUUCACAUGGGGAUCUGGAAUCACUCUUUUCUUCAGUUCCAGCCCAAAAGGAACUGUGGAGGCAGCAAGACGAGGCGAGCUUAUUCUAAGACGGACGCAGGAUUUCGGCAAAAAUUUCACCACCAUCGCCAAGAGCGUCUUCUCCUUCGGAUAUAUCGGUGGCUUCCUGUUUACCUCUGUCAUGGAAAAACUGGCCUCUCCCCGUGUCAUCUAUGUGUCCUCAGACCAGGGUGACCAUUUCAAAAAAGCUCAGCUACCAUCAGCAACUACAGAGCAGUUCUACUCCGUUUUGGACGGCGACGAGGACAUGAUCUUCAUGCAUGUGGACAAUCCUGGAGAAGACACCUAUUUUGGGACAAUCUACACCUCUGAUGACCGUGGAAUCCUGUAUUCGAAGUCUCUAGAGCGCCACCUGUUUGGCGGGGAGGGGAAGAGCGAUUUCACUAACGUUACAUCUUUGAGAGGGGUCUAUCUCACCAACAUACUGGAGGAGGAUGGACGCAUUCGUUCAGUCAUUUCGUUCGACAGAGGUAGGCGAUGGAGAUUUCUGAAGAAGCCAGAGAAUGUGAAUUGUCCAGAUAGCUCAACAAAGUGUAACCUGCAUAUCCACGGAGAGCACAGUCACUUCAGUGGAAUCACUCCCAUGCUGCCUCUCUCUGAACCUACCGCCAUUGGUCUGGUCAUUGCUCAUGGUAGUGUCGGUGACUCCAUUUCAGCCGUCCGGCCGGAUGUGUACGUGUCUAGGGACGGAGGUUACACCUGGUGGGGGACUCUGAGAGGACCUCACCACUACACCAUCCUGGACUCUGGAGGCCUGAUAGUGGCUGUGGAGGCGCAUAGAGACAGACAGAUCAGCUCAAUAAAGUUUUCCACAGAUGAAGGACAGUGCUGGAAAAUAUUUAAUUUCACCGACCACCCCAUCUUCUUGGCCGGACUGGCAUCCGAGCCGGGCACUAAGACAAUGAAUAUCAGCAUUUUCGGCUACCGCCCAGAUGAUGAUGAUCAGCCCAUGUGGGUGGCUGUCACCAUAGACUUUGAGCACCUGCUCACCAGAGAAUGUGAUGAACAGGACUAUGUGCAGUGGUUGGCGCACUCUGACUAUGACUCUGACCCAGAAACAGAUGGAUGCCUCUUGGGCUACAAAGAAACAUUUAGAAGACUGAAGAAACUGUCAGCAUGUAGAAAUGGGAGAGGAUAUAUGGUCAGCAGGCAGCAGCACUCAUGUCCUUGCACUAGAGAUGACUACAUGUGUGAGUAUGGUUUCUAUCUGCAUGAAAACACCUCGGAGUGUCUCCUACAAGCCGACUUCUUGAAUCAAACCCAGGAUAUUUGCUUAAAUGGGGAGCUAGAUGACCUUCAGCAUACAGGGUAUCGUAAGAUUCCUGGUGAUAAAUGUGAGGGGGGUUUCAGCCCUCCGAAAAGAGAAGACUCUUUCAAAAAUCUUUGUGGGAAGGACAUUUUACCAGCCUCCUCAAAUUUGCAUACUGUGAGAUCACUGGGCAUGCUGGUUCUUGUUGUGGUGUGUACUUGUGUGGGGGUCAUUGGUUUGGGUAUUACUGCAGCUUUAAUAAUCACCUCAAGGAGAAUAAACUGUAGGCAUAGGUCACAUGCUUAUCGCUUUUCUGCUCUGCAACUCCAAGAUGAUGAUCUGUGUGUUAGCAAAGACAGCAGCCCCAAUGGCAAACUAAAUGGUUUCCAAGUCCAGGAGGAUUCCGAUGAAGAUCUCAUUGAGUGAACAACAUUUAAACUCUUGGAACUACUCGGGCUUUGCAGACAAGUUUUUCAAAUGAAUCUCACACCCA
Molecule: messenger RNA, 1975 nt
Organism: Sinocyclocheilus anshuiensis
Lineage: Eukaryota; Metazoa; Chordata; Actinopteri; Cypriniformes; Cyprinidae
Product: sortilin-like
Exons: 17
Coding region: 1-1908 (635 amino acids)
Biological process (GO): vesicle organization; endocytosis; Golgi to endosome transport
Cellular component (GO): Golgi apparatus; membrane
Molecular function (GO): protein binding
Source: RefSeq, a predicted model, not a curated record